AUGGCCGAUGUUCCUCUGCAUGUCAUUUCGGAAAACUCCUCGUCAGAGCGCCGCAUCACCCCAUCAUGGACCAUCAGCCAGCUGAGGUCCAAGCUGGAACCCAUUACCGGUAUCCCGCCCUCGUCCCAGAGAAUCAGCCUCAAAACAGCCUCGGCCACUGUUCCGAUUGAAGCAUCCGAUGAGGACAGCGCCUACUUGACAGCUUUUUCCCUGGCACCCUACGCCGAGCUGCAUGUGGCUGACACUCGACCGGCGGGAGCUCGCCCGAAUUUUACCGAUACUUCGGGAGUUGAGAAGUACGUUAUGCCAGAGGAGGAGUACGCCAAAAAGUCCGAUUCUGUGCUGGCCUGGAAGAAGGCUCAGAAGCUCGGUCGCUUCGACCCCGACGCGCCAAGCCACGAGCAGGCCAAGAUUGAUGCUUUACAGCAAGAAAUCGAGCAAAAGGGCAUUCAAGUCGGUAAACGAUGCCGUGUGGGCGGAGAAGAUUCUCGGAGAGGAACUGUCCGGUAUGUUGGUGAUGUCAAGGAAAUCCCUGGCGGUCUGGGUCCUUGGAUCGGAGUUCAUCUUGAUGAACCCGUUGGUAAGAACGACGGCAGCAUUGCCGGAACGCGGUAUUGGGGCGAGGAAUCGACUCUGAAGCACGGAGUCUUUGUGAGGCCCGAGCGGGUUGAGGUUGGCAACUGGCCAGUCCUGGACGACCUGGAAGACAUGGAAGAGAUCUGA
Molecule: messenger RNA, 723 nt
Organism: Colletotrichum paranaense
Lineage: Eukaryota; Fungi; Ascomycota; Sordariomycetes; Glomerellales; Glomerellaceae
Product: CAP-Gly domain-containing protein
Exons: 2
Coding region: 1-723 (240 amino acids)
Biological process (GO): post-chaperonin tubulin folding pathway; cytoplasmic microtubule organization; tubulin complex assembly
Cellular component (GO): nucleus; cytoplasm; microtubule plus-end
Molecular function (GO): microtubule plus-end binding; alpha-tubulin binding
Source: RefSeq, a predicted model, not a curated record